GAAGGAGGUGAGGCAAACGCUGUGGGAGGAAACACGGAUAUCUGCGCAGUCUUGAGAUGUUCUACUUACCCUACACGCAGAGAGAGACCGCGUGAUAAAUGCAGGACUGAUCUCUUACGAUCCCUGAGGACUGAUCUCUUAUGAUCCCUGAGGACUGAAAAACGAGUGACCUCUGUGGACACCCAGCGGACCCCUCCGAAGGAGUGCUGACCCAACCCCAACCCCUAGUCUGGGACCUCCUGACCUAUGGUGUGCGCUCGCUCAGUCGCCAUGGGCAACGGAUCAAUGAGAAGCCUGCGUGCGGAGGGGAAUGGCGUGGGCUCGUCGGGAGCGGAGGUCAAGGCGCUGGGGGUCAAGGUGACCCCUGGCGGGGUCGGCAGCGGAGGCGAGGAGGGGCCAGAGUGGGAGGCGGAGCUUCUUCGGGGGCGUGUGGCGCGUCUGGAGGAGGAGCUAGCCCAGCGUGAGCGAGAGCUGCGGGCCCAGGAGGUCCAGCUGCAGGCCCUCCGCCGCGAGCUGGACGCCAAGCACUCCCAGAUCGACAAGCUCCAGGACGCCAUCGGCUACCACCAGCAUGGCCACGCCCUCGCGCCCUGGCCGCACUCGCCGCCCCUUGGCCCGGUCCACGUGGGGUCAGCGGGGUCAGCGUCGCGCCUGCUGAGCGUCAUCAACCAGGGCCCCGCCCGCUUCCAGCGCGUCGCCGUGGAGGUGCACCGUCGCCUGCGCGCCAAGGAGGGCGUGUCCGCCGAACCCACGUCGGGCCAGUUUGGCCCCUCCCACCACCAGAGCAGAGCGCAUCACCUGUCUGGGGAGAAAGCACGAGUGCGCAAGGACUCCAGUACGCGGCGUCUGAUAACGGAGGCUCUGCUGCACAAUGACUUCCUGAAGGCUCUGGAGCAGCAGCACCUGCGUGAGGUGGUGGACUGCAUGUACGAGCGCGUCUACGGCCAGCAGCAGCUGCUCAUCCAGGAGGGACAGCCUGGACACUACCUCUACGUACUGUCAGAGGGCCUUUUGGAAGUUAGUCAGAAUGGGAAGCUCUUGGGUCAGAUGCGGCCAGGAACAGCCUUCGGGGAGUUGGCCAUCCUCUACAACUGCAAGAGGACUGCCACUGUUAAAGCGGUGGCUGAGUCGCACAUCUGGGCUCUGGACAGACAAAUGUUCCAGAAAAUUAUGAUGAGAUCGACUCAGGCCCGAAAUGAAGAGUACUUUAGUUUCUUACGCAGUGUGUCUCUCCUGAAAGACCUGCCUGAGGAGAAGCUGGCCAGAAUAGUUGACUGUCUGGAGGUGGAUUACUUUGAUGAAGGAGACUAUAUUAUUCGUGAGGGAGAGGAAGGGAGCACAUUCUUUAUUAUUGCUCAAGGAGGGGUGUGUGUGACUCAGACUAUGGAAGGGUGUCCUGAUCCACAGCAGAUUAAGACUCUUGGGGUCGGGGAUUACUUUGGAGAGAAAGCGCUUAUCAGUGAAGAUGUCCGAUCAGCUAACAUCAUCGCCACAGAGAACAACACACAAUGCCUCGUCUUGGAUAGAGAUAACUUCAACCAGAUGGUGGGCACCUAUGAGGAGCUGCAGGCCUACCUGAGGGAGUAUGUGGAGCAGCUCGCACGCAGUGACCAGAGGAGGAAUGCCAUGCCCCAGUCUCCCCUGCAGUGUGAGUCGAGUGUGGAGGCGUUGGAGCUGCGUCGUCUGAGGGACAAGCUCUCGCUCCUGCCCUCCCCCUCCUGCCCCUUCCAGCACCUGCAGCUCAUCGCCACGCUGGGCAUGGGCGGCUUUGGACGCGUCGAGCUGGUGAAGCUGAAGGAUGAGGAUACAGGCUUUGCCCUGAAGUGCAUCAAGAAGAAGCACAUCGUGGACACCAGACAGCAAGAGCACAUCUACUCUGAGAAGAACCUCCUGCAGCAGAUACACUCCAAAUUCAUCGUCAAGUUGUACCGGACAUUUCGUGACGAUAAGUGUGUGUACAUGCUGCUGGAGGCUUGCCUUGGAGGGGAACUAUGGACCGUGCUGAGGGACAUGAGCUGCUUUGAGGAGGCCACUGCUCGGUUCUGCAUUGGAUGUGUGCUGGAAGCCUUCGACUACCUGCAUGGGAAAGGCAUCGUGUACCGCGACCUCAAGCCUGAGAACCUGCUACUAGAUGCAGAGGGAUAUGUCAAAAUGGCAGACUUUGGUUUUGCGAAGCGCAUCGGCCUGGGAAAGAAGACCUGGACGUUCUGUGGAACGCCGGAGUACGUGGCACCCGAGGUCAUCCUGAACAAGGGCCACGACUUCGGGGCCGACUGCUGGUCCCUUGGCAUCCUCAUCUUUGAGCUGCUCACUGGCAGCCCCCCGUUUACGGGGUCGGACCCCAUAAAAAUCUACACCAUGGUCCUACACGGUAUCGAGAAGGUGGACAUGCCCAAGCGCAUCAGCAAACGGCCAGAGGACCUCAUCAGAAGACUGUGCAAGCUUAACCCUGCAGAGAGACUCGGCAAUAAGAAGAAUGGCAUCAUAGACAUCAAGAAGCACAAGUGGUUCCAAGGCUUCAACUGGGAGGGUUUGCGGCGAGGCAAGCUGGCAUCUCCACUGAGGAGAGAGCUGAAAGGCCCUCUGGACCACAGCCACUUCGACAUGUUCCCACCGGAGCUGGAGCAGCCUCCAGAUGAGCUGUCGGGCUGGGACAAGGACUUCUGAGGAGGAGGAGGAGAGGAGGACAGAAGAGCUUAGGACAAGGACUUCUGAGGAGGAG
Alosa sapidissima (American shad) is the source of this 2722-nucleotide messenger RNA. Its product is annotated as cGMP-dependent protein kinase 2. Lineage: Eukaryota; Metazoa; Chordata; Actinopteri; Clupeiformes; Clupeidae. Gene Ontology annotation, biological process: protein phosphorylation. The record is from RefSeq and is a predicted model, not a curated record. Gene Ontology annotation, molecular function: cGMP-dependent protein kinase activity; ATP binding.